AUGCCUGUUCGCAGAGGUCAUGUGGCACCACAAAAUACAUUUUUGGGUACAAUCAUACGAAAAUUUGAAGGGCAAAAUAAAAAAUUCAUCAUUGCUAAUGCCAGAGUGCAGAAUUGUGCUAUCAUCUACUGCAAUGAUGGGUUCUGUGAGAUGACCGGGUUCUCCAGACCAGAUGUCAUGCAGAAGCCCUGUACCUGUGAUUUUCUUCAUGGGCCAGAGACCAAAAGACAUCAUAUUGCCCAAAUUGCUCAAGCACUGCUGGGGUCAGAGGAGAGGAAAGUAGAAGUCACCUAUUAUCACAAAGAUGGAUCUACCUUCAUUUGCAACACCCACAUAAUUCCAGUGAAAAACCAAGAGGGAGUAGCGAUGAUGUUUAUUAUUAACUUUGAGUAUGUAACAGAUGAAGAGAAUGUGGCAUCUCCUGAGAAAUGCAAGCCAAUGUUGCCAUCCAAACUUGUAAAUCGUAAACUUCUCGGGUUCCGGUUACCUGGAUUGAGACUUUUAACAUACAGAAAGCAGUCCUUACCACAGGAAGACCCUGAUGCAGUGAUAGUUGAUUCAUCUAAGCACAGCGAUGACUCGGUGGCGAUGAAGCACUUUAAAUCACCUACAAAAGAAAGCUGUAGUCCUUCAGAAGUGGAUGAUACAAAAGCACUGAUUCAACCCAGUAGAUGUUCACCUUUGGUUAAUAUAUCAGGACCUCUUGACCAUUCAUCACCUAAAGAGCAAUGGGACAGACUUUAUCCCGACAUGAUACAGACAAGCAAUCCACUAACUCAUUCCAGAUCGAAGGAGAGUAUUUGUAGUAUACGGAGAGCGUCUUCAGUACAUGACAUUGAAGGCUUUAACGUCCAUCCCAAGAACAUUUUUAGGGACCGUCAUGCAAGUGAAGACAAUGGUCGCAAUGUCAAAGGGCCUUUUAAUCAUAUCAAGUCAAGUCUGUUAGGAUCCACAUCAGAUUCAAAUCUCAACAAAUACAGUACAAUCAACAAAAUUCCUCAACUCACGCUGAACUUUUCGGAUAUCAAAAGUGAAAAAAAAUCUUCAUCUCCUCCUUCUUCGGAGAAAGCAAUUAUUGCACCUAAGGUGAAAGACCGAACGCACAAUGUAACAGAGAAAGUUACCCAGGUUCUAUCCUUAGGGGCUGAUGUUCUACCAGAAUAUAAACUCCAGACACCUCGCAUCAACAAGUUUACUAUAUUGCACUACAGCCCUUUCAAAGCUGUCUGGGACUGGCUCAUUUUGUUGUUGGUUAUAUACACCGCCAUAUUCACCCCUUACUCUGCUGCCUUCCUUCUGAAUGAUAGCGAGGAACGGAAGAGGAGAGAGUGUGGAUAUUCUUGCAGCCCACUGAAUGUUGUAGACUUAAUUGUGGAUAUUAUGUUUAUCAUUGACAUUCUAAUAAACUUCAGAACAACGUAUGUAAACCAGAAUGAAGAAGUGGUAAGUGACCCAGCAAAAAUAGCAAUUCACUACUUCAAAGGCUGGUUCCUAAUUGACAUGGUUGCUGCAAUACCUUUUGACCUGCUGAUUUUUGGCUCUGGCUCUGAAGAGACAACAACAUUAAUAGGUCUUCUGAAGACAGCCAGAUUGCUGCGUUUGGUGAGGGUAGCACGGAAAUUGGACAGAUAUUCAGAAUAUGGUGCUGCAGUUUUGAUGCUCCUUAUGUGCAUCUUUGCACUAAUUGCACACUGGCUUGCUUGCAUUUGGUAUGCCAUUGGAAAUGUGGAAAGACCUUAUUUGUCUCACAAGAUUGGCUGGUUGGAUUCUUUAGGAGAACAAUUAGGAAAGCAUUACAAUAAGAGUGAUGCAAGUUCUGGACCAUCCAUCAAGGACAAAUACGUUACAGCACUUUAUUUUACCUUCAGCAGUCUGACAAGUGUAGGAUUUGGAAAUGUGUCUCCAAACACCAAUUCAGAGAAAAUCUUUUCCAUCUGUGUCAUGUUGAUUGGCUCAUUAAUGUAUGCUAGCAUUUUUGGAAAUGUAUCUGCAAUAAUCCAAAGACUCUACUCGGGAACUGCACGGUAUCACAUGCAGAUGCUGCGAGUAAAGGAGUUUAUACGUUUUCAUCAAAUCCCCAACCCUCUGCGGCAACGACUUGAGGAAUACUUCCAGCAUGCAUGGACAUACACCAAUGGCAUUGACAUGAACAUGGUCCUGAAGGGGUUUCCAGAAUGCUUACAAGCUGACAUUUGUCUGCACCUCAACCAAAAUUUGCUUCAGAACUGCAAAGCUUUCCGGGGAGCCAGUAAAGGCUGUCUUCGAGCUUUGGCUAUGAAAUUUAAGACAACACAUGCACCUCCUGGAGACACUUUAGUGCACUGUGGGGAUGUCCUCACUGCUCUUUACUUUGUGUCAAGAGGCUCCAUUGAAAUCCUUAAGAGUGACAUUGUUGUAGCCAUUCUUGGGAAAAAUGAUAUUUUUGGAGAGAUGGUACAUCUAUAUGCAAAACCAGGAAAGUCAAAUGCAGAUGUGAGAGCUUUAACUUACUGUGACUUACAUAAGAUCCAGCGAGAAGAUCUACUAGAAGUUUUGGAUAUGUAUCCAGAAUUUUCUGAUCUCUUCCUCACCAAUCUAGAGCUGACUUUUAACCUGAGAGAUGAAACUGCAAAGUCUGACCUCGUAAUACGAUCACAAACUGCUAAUGAUAUGGAUGGAGAUAACUGCAAACUACGAAGACGGAAAUUGUCCUUUCAAAGUGAAAUAGAGAAAGAGAAUGAUCAGAGUGAUCCUGAAGCCUCAGGGGACACCACUGGGUACUAUCAAUCUAUCAAGAAACACUUUGAGGAGAAAAAAAGUGCGUCAUCAUCUUUUGUGUCCUCCAUUGAAGAUGAGCAAAAGCCCCUGUUUUCUGGGAUAGCUGAUUACCCAUCUGUAACAGAAAAAAAUACAGAGGUAGACUUUGAAGAAACGGUUCAUGACAAAGAAGAAAUUCUUAUUGACAAAAGAAGCAAUUCCUGCAAAGAUAUCACUGAUGAAAGAGACUGGGAGCAGGAGAACAUCCAGGAGUACCAGGACUCCCCAACUCAGUCAGCAUUACCCCAUGUUACAUGGGGCAUCUGUGAAACUGAAAGUGACUUUAUAUAUGGGGAAGUGGAGAAUCGAUUAGAUUUACUUCAAGAACAACUCAACAGGCUUGAAUCCCAAAUGACUGCUGAUAUCCAAAACAUCCUGCAGCUUCUGCAAAGGCAAUCAACACUCAUCCCACCUGCCUACAGCAUGGUGACUGCAGGUGCAGAGUAUCAACAGCCAGCACUCCAGGUGAUACAAAAGCUUCAGCCUGCAGCGUCAAUUAAAACAGACAGAAGUUUCAGUCCUUCAUCUCAGUGUCCUGCAUUUCUAGACCCUGAAAAGUCAAAACUUAAAUCCAAAGAAUCCCUCUCAAGUGGAGUGCAUCUUAACACAGCCUCAGAAGACAACCUAGCUUCUUUUUUAGAUCAAGAUCGUGACCAGUCUGUAGAGUGUCCCUCACAACAUUGUAAAACUAAUCUUCAGCCAAUUAGGCACCCUUCCUUACCAGAAUCUUCACUGAGCACUGUAGAAAUAUUGAGUCUUCAUAGGCAUGUUUCUGAUCCGGGUCUUCCUGGGAAAUAA
This is a messenger RNA of Colius striatus (speckled mousebird), 3594 nucleotides long. RefSeq names its product potassium voltage-gated channel subfamily H member 7 (gene KCNH7). Gene Ontology annotation, molecular function: inward rectifier potassium channel activity. The coding region runs from base 1 to 3594 and encodes 1197 amino acids. Gene Ontology annotation, cellular component: membrane. The transcript has 16 exons. Lineage: Eukaryota; Metazoa; Chordata; Aves; Coliiformes; Coliidae. Gene Ontology annotation, biological process: membrane repolarization during action potential; potassium ion transmembrane transport. The record is from RefSeq and is a predicted model, not a curated record.